This is a messenger RNA of Pezoporus occidentalis (night parrot), 1061 nucleotides long. It is a transcript of the gene CACNG1, whose product is annotated as calcium voltage-gated channel auxiliary subunit gamma 1. The transcript has 4 exons. The record is from RefSeq and is a predicted model, not a curated record. The coding region runs from base 250 to 930 and encodes 226 amino acids. Gene Ontology annotation, cellular component: membrane; L-type voltage-gated calcium channel complex. Lineage: Eukaryota; Metazoa; Chordata; Aves; Psittaciformes; Psittacidae. Gene Ontology annotation, biological process: regulation of calcium ion transmembrane transport via high voltage-gated calcium channel; calcium ion transmembrane transport. Gene Ontology annotation, molecular function: voltage-gated calcium channel activity; calcium channel regulator activity.
GAGCGAGCUCCCGCCCCGCCGGCUCGUGGGAAUCCAAAGCAAUCCCGGUGGGACGGGGCAGAAAGCCGAGCUCCGCCGGCGCUGCUCUCCCUGUGUGCAUUAAUAGCCUCCUCUCUGCGCAGCUGACACAGCCCGGCAGCUGCCCGCGGCCAUCCCGCUCUCCCUGCUGACACUUCCCAGCGCUCGGAUGAGCUGGGGUUUGGGGAGAGCUCGGGAAAUCACCCGCUGGGAGCACCGGUGCGGAGCGGGAUGGAUGAGAGCAAACCCCUGAAGGUCCGCCUGACGUUCUUCGUGAUCCUGGUGGGCAUCUCGCUGCUGUUUGCAGCCGUGGUGACGGACCACUGGGCAGUGCUGAGCCCCAAAGUGGAGAACUUCAACACCACCUGCGAAGCGGCUCAUUUCGGGCUAUGGAGGCUCUGUACAAAGAGGAUUUUUAUUCACGAUCAAGACCCCAAAGAGAAGGCCUGCGGGCCAAUCAGCCUGCCAGGAGAACACAACUGCUCCUACUUCAAGCACUUCACCCCAGGACAGAGCUCAGAGAUAUUUGAAGUAACCACUCAGAAAGAGUACAGCAUUUCGGCUGCAGCCAUUGCCAUCUUCAGCGUUGGCUUUGCAAUCAUCGGCACAAUCUGCGUCCUCUUAUCCUUCAGAAAGAAGAGGGACUAUCUGCUGAAGCCAGCGUCCAUGUUCUACACCUUUGCAGGUCUCUGCAUCAUCAUCUCUGUUGAAGUCAUGAGACAAUCCGUGAAGAGGAUGAUCGACAGCAAGGAGACGCUCUGGAUCGAGUACAGUUACUCCUGGUCCUUCGCCUGUGCCUGCGCCUCCUUCGUCCUGCUUUUCAUCUGUGGCAUUGCCCUCCUCCUGAUCGCGCUGCCUCGGUUCCCCCAGAACCCCUGGGAGACCUGCAUGGAUGCGGAACCGGAGCACUGAUGCUCCCAGCACCCAUAGGAAAAUACAGAAAGUGUUGUGAAAACAUUUGUAUCUUCCAACAUACCUGGGGCCCGCUGUACAAUGGGGGCUCCAGUCACCAGGUCGUUACUGAACCAAGGCAUGGUCAAUGU